Miscanthus lutarioriparius is the source of this 834-nucleotide messenger RNA. Lineage: Eukaryota; Viridiplantae; Streptophyta; Magnoliopsida; Poales; Poaceae. The record is from the annotation of a GenBank genome assembly.
AUGCGAAGAGAUAAAUUAAACGAGCAGUUCCAGGACUUGGGAAAUGCACUUGAUCCAGACCGUCCCAGGAACGAUAAGGCAACUAUACUUGGUGACACAAUCCAGAUGCUGAAAGAUUUGACUACUCAGGUGAACAAGCUGAAAGCUGAAUACACGUCACUUUCCGAAGAAGCGUGUGAGUUAACACAAGAAAAGAAUGAGCUUAGAGAUGAGAAAGCUUCACUGAAAUCUGAGGUUGAUAAUUUGAAUAACCAGUAUCAGCAACGAAUGCGGGUGCUAUACCCAUGGGCUGGAAUGGAGCCUUCUGUUGUCAUGGGGCCACCUCCAGCAUAUCCCUACCCAGUCCCAGUUCCCAUACCCUCUGGUGCUGUACCCAUGCAUCCGCAGUUGCAAACAUACCCCUUCUUCCACAGUCAAACUUCUGGAACCAUCCCAAAUGCAUGCAUCCCUUACAUGGCAUAUACACAACCCUGCCAUCCUCCCACUGAUCAGCCAUCUAACCAACUUAAUACUCCAGUUGCCCAUUCAAGUAGUCAUAGGUCUAACUCUCCAGCACAAGGCUGUAGAAGCAAGUCAUCUACAUUGCAGCAACCAAGCUGCGGAGUGAGAAGCAGUGAUGUUGGUGAUAUUGCUACUGAUCUGGAAUUGAAGACUCCUGGUUCUUCAUGUCAAUCACACGCAGAGAUUGCUAACAAUGAUUCCUCUUCGGAUUUGAAAACAAAGAAGUAUUGCAUAAAGCAAAUUAAUGGUUUCACUCUCACUGAAAGCAGUAGUUCAAGCAGAUGCUCUUCCAGUGGGCCCCCAGACGUUUCUAAUAGUGCUGUUGAUGAAUAA